This is a messenger RNA of Hypomesus transpacificus, 2617 nucleotides long. Its product is annotated as ras-related protein M-Ras-like. The transcript is spliced from 6 exons. Gene Ontology annotation, biological process: signal transduction. The coding region runs from base 359 to 985 and encodes 208 amino acids. Gene Ontology annotation, cellular component: plasma membrane. Gene Ontology annotation, molecular function: GTP binding; GTPase activity; GDP binding. The record is from RefSeq and is a predicted model, not a curated record. NCBI's taxonomy places the organism in Eukaryota, Metazoa, Chordata, Actinopteri, Osmeriformes, Osmeridae.
UGCAAGGCUGUGGUCAGUUUAAGAAACACGUUUUCCGUUUGAUAAGAGACAUUCCCGUGUGGCAAGAGCCAUGUGCAAAUAGGUUAAUCAUACAAGAAGCCUAUUUGAUACCCUAAAACGGCAAAGCUAUAUACACAUUGUUAGCUCCUUAAAUAUUCGGUGGGUGGAGACAUAGGGAAAAUAUCUGAGAAGAUGGUUUACGCUCAUGAAAGGGGAGUACAAUCGCUCUGGGAUAGCAGCGUCUUCUAGCCUACAAGACAACACAUUAAUUCAUGUCAGUAUUAAAUGGAAUUAUGUUCACUAACUGACAUGUACACGUAACUUUUUAUGGAAGUUACAUCUUGGUAUAACUGUCACUAUGGCAACCAGUGCUGUUCCCAGUGACAAUCUACCCACUUAUAAGCUGGUUGUGGUGGGGGAUGGGGGCGUAGGGAAGAGUGCUCUCACCAUCCAGUUUUUUCAGAAGAUUUUUGUCCCUGAUUAUGACCCUACCAUCGAGGAUUCUUAUCUGAAACACACUGAGAUUGAUAGCCAGUGGGCUAUCUUAGAUGUUCUAGACACUGCUGGCCAGGAGGAGUUUAGCGCCAUGAGGGAACAGUACAUGAGGACUGGUGAUGGUUUCCUUAUAGUGUUCUCUGUCACAGACAAGGCCAGCUUUGAGCAUGUGGAUCGCUUCCACCAGCUCAUCCUCAGGGUGAAAGACAGGGAAUCUUUCCCUAUCGUUCUAGUGGCAAACAAAGUGGACUUGUUGCACUUACGGAAAAUCUCCAGUGACCAGGGGAAGGAAAUGGCUUCUAAACAUGAUAUAGCUUACAUUGAAACAAGUGCCAAGGACCCUCCCAUGAACAUUGACAAGGCUUUUCACGAGCUUGUCAGAGUCAUCAGGCAGGAGAUACCAGACAGGACCCAGAAGAAGAAGAAGAAAACCAAGUGGCGCUCCGAGAGAUCCACCGGACCUCACAGACACCCCUGUGUCAUCCUCUGAUUGCUCCGGUGCUUUCUGAGAGAGAGGGAUGAGGUGAGAGUGUUGAGUGUUUACACUCUUCCAACUGCCAAGGUGCUCCCUGGCACAGGGGCCAAUGACUCAGAGCCAGCAGGCGUGCCUUCAGGCAGCAUAGGAAUGGCCCUAUAUGGAGAAGGAGAGGCUCCACAGGAAGGAGAUCAACCUGACCACCUGGACAGUACUCUACAUCGAUCGAAUUGGUCUUGCACUCAUACUCCUCAACACAAACUGGUCAUGAGCACACAAAGGCUAUCUACAUAGAAAAGGCCUUUGAAUGUACUGUAAUGUGGCCAAUGUGUGAUUUGUGUUUUAUUGAGUAAAUAAAUGACGAUGCAAGCAAUGGACGUCUGUGAUGGUAGUCCUUUCCGUAUCCCACAGCUACUGCAUUGUACGGAGCAGGGAGAGAGGGAGAGGAUGUGUGUGUUUGUGUUGGGAUCAGCAGGCCUGCCAGAGCAGCAGGGUGAAGGGGAAGUGAGGAAAGAGAAAAGUUGGCUGUCCCAAUGUCUCCCAGCUGGCACAAUGCAGCAGAGUCUGGGAGGCAGUGAAAGCUUUCACAGGGAGGGUUUCAAACAAACUAGUUGAAAUGUAGUCACAUUAACAAAAGCACUUUACUGUACAAUAUGUCAUAAGUCCCUUGCUUUGCCAUGGUGGUUGCCUAAAUAGUAAAUAUCAAUGCACCGUAUUUGUUUGACAUCUAACUGCAUUGUUUGACUGCAUUUAUUGGACUGGAGGGAUGAACUCUCAGUAAACAAUGAUGUUGCCAAGAUUGUUUGAACAGCAGUGUGUUUUAUGUAUUUGCCUUGUCAUGCAUUUAUUUUUUGCGACAGAACAGUAAUUUAUUGUUUUGUGUCAGCAAUAUAUAAGGGGUUUGUUGUAGCUCUGAACACUGAAAAUGUAUUUUCAAAUGUGUUGCAAUGAAAAAUACAAGUUACGGAACAUGUCAUUAUGGACUAUUUUCUUUAGUUUCUGCCUCUUUUUAAAGUUAUAUUAUUUAAGUUCAACUACAAUUGCUGCAAAUAACAACAUAUGUUAGCUAUUACAUUUCUGGUGCCUUCAUUUUAAAAUGGCACAAUGAAAAUAGCUAAUAUAAGUACCAUAUAGAAAGUCGAUAACUUCCUAAAUUACUAAAUACCUAACAGUUCUUUAUUGUAAUGUAUGCUCAAUUAGGCUAUCUGGCAUUUCAGUGCCGCCCAGUGGUUUAAUAUGGAACUGUCCAUGAUGUCUUCUAACAACGUACUAAGGCAGGAAACAGUGUGUCUGUAUCCACCUCAACUAAGACAUAAACAGAAAUCUGUAUGAAAUCGGUCUUUAAAACAGACACUGUGCUAGUUUAAGUAAAGAACAAACAGCUCAAACCAUAAGUCAGAUGACAAAUUGUAAUUUAGAAUUUCAAUGCAUUAUUUUUCACAAAAUAAUGAAUAUGAUGGUUUGCCAUCAUUAAUUCAAAUGACCAAAUGUUUUGUACUGAUCAGAUUAGGGCCAGAUGUAUUUUACAGUAAAAAUGAUCUAUACCUUAUAUGUGGAUUGUGUGAGCCACAGCCAUUGAUGUAACAAUGAUGUCAGAUGGCUGAGUGGUUAAGGAGUCGGACUAUUAAUCAGAAAGUUGUUGGUUUG